AGUGGGUGGGGGCGAUGAUGAUGAUGAUGAUGACGAUGAGGUGGAGCCAACUGCAGAUGUGGACUUCCGAACUAAAGUUGUUCACGCUGAGCCGUCGGGAGGCGCGUGAACUGCUGCUGGAGGAGAAUAAAAAGGACCGCACCGCAAAGAUUAUCCCAAUGAAGAACUACUCCUCGGAUUCAACGGUGGCUGUUUUAAAACGUCCACACGUCUCCGCCUACCAGUGACACCUCUCCACUCCCCUUUUCUCUUCUUUCCCAUUUAUUUCUGUGCUCUCGUCUUGUCUCAGUUUCUGGGGCUUCCAGGAACUAGUCGGUCUUCUUUUUCACUUUCCCUUUACCUCAUCUGAGUUGAGGCUGAAAGCCUUUUACCUCUUACAAUGACUACUGAGGUAGACUCAGCAUCUCAGGGCAGCGGUGUGCGGCUGAAGCAGGAGAUUUCCCUCCUCCAUGGGGUCUGUCUCAUUGUGGGAAAUAUGAUCGGCUCCGGUAUCUUCGUCUCACCUAAGGGAGUUCUUUUUUACACCGGCUCGUUCGGCCUGUCCCUGGUGGUGUGGGCCAUCGGGGGGAUAUUUUCGGUGUUCGGGGCGUUGUGCUAUGCUGAGCUGGGGACUACCAUCCGUAAAUCAGGAGCGUCCUAUGCCUACAUCCUGGAGGCCUUUGGAGGUUUCUUAGCUUUCAUUCGACUGUGGACGUCCUUGUUGAUAGUUGAGCCGGCUUGUCAGGCAGUGAUCGCUCUGACCUUCUCCACCUACCUGGUCCAGCCCUUCUACUCCACCUGCACAGCCCCUUAUGCUGCUGUCCGUCUCAUCGCCGCCGUCAUCAUAUGUCUGCUGACCUUUGUGAACUGUAUGAAAGUGAAAUGGGGGGCCAAUCUUCAGGUCAUCUCCACUGUAGCGAAGGUCCUUGCUCUCAUCGUCAUCAUCAUUACUGGGCUGGUGAAGCUCGCACAAGGUUUUGACCAGAACUUCGAGGGCUCGUUCAAAGGCUCCAAACUGAACCCUGGUGACAUGGCCCUGGCCCUCUACUCAGCGCUGUACUCCUACUCGGGCUGGGACACGCUGAACUUCAUCACAGAGGAGAUCAAAAACCCAGAGAGGAAUCUGCCCCUGGCCAUCGCCAUCUCCAUGCCCAUCGUCACCGUGAUCUACAUCUUGACCAACGUGGCUUAUUACGUCGUCAUGGAUGCAGACCGAGUGCUCAGCAGCGAGGCCGUCGCUGUGACCUUUGCUGAUGAUGUGCUGGGCUGGGCGCGCUGGCUGAUCCCUCUGUCUGUGGCCAUAUCGUGCUACGGAGGCCUCAACUCCUCCAUCAUUGCUGCCUCCCGGUUGUUCUUUGUUGGUUCCAGAGAAGGUCACCUGCCCAAUGUGCUGUGCAUGAUCCACAUACAACAUUUCACCCCCAUUCCUGCCCUGCUUUUCAAUGGAGGCAUGUCUCUAAUCUUCCUGUCUGUACCUGACGUCUUCCAAUUAAUCAACUACUUCAGUUUCAACUACUGGUUGUUCAUUGGUUUGUCGAUAGCCAGCCUGAUCUACCUCCGCUUCAAAGCUCCUGAUCUGCACCGGCCUGUCAAGCUCUCUCUCUUCUUCCCGAUAGUCUACUGCCUGUGCAGUCUCUUUCUGGUUGUAGUUCCCCUCUACAGCGACACCAUCAACUCUCUGGUGGGAAUCGCUGUGGCGUUGUCUGGCGUACCAGUCUACUACGUUUGCAUCCACCUGCCAGCCAGCUCACGACCGGCCUUCCUCGGAAAGAUGAUCGAUAAAAUCUCUCUGUACACCCAAAAACUGUUCCUGUGCUGUGUGACCUCGCCUGGUAUCGACCUGGACAAUUUGGACCCGGCGAAGAUUGAAUGAUGGAGCUGCAAAACCCUCGUCUGAAAGGCAGGAAGGCGGGAUGGAAGAGAAGCAACGACACAAAGGAAGCUGAGAGCUUUAGACAAUCGGGAUUUAGACCAGUAUAGAUUUGAUUUUAGCUGAGAAUGAAGAAAACUGGGCAGGUGAACUCCACACACCUCCUCCUUUGUCCUCAAGCACAAGCCAAACCUCGCUCUGCUCAGUAAAACCCUCCAAACAGCAGCACUGUAUAGAUUAACUCAGUGGAACUUGAGCACAUUCACAUGCUAUUAGUACAGUGUUAUCCGUGUAAUUUCCCCCACACCACUGCAACUCACGCGCACACAAGCUGACAGAAAGCCUUAUGGUGACCCCCCCCCCCCCCGUAGGGUCCGUAGGAUCAUAGAAACCAGUCAUUCAGAACUGCAAAUUAAAACCCUUGUAUUUGUCUUACAAUCCAAUGACUUGGGUCCCGUCCAUUGGUGUCACUGGUGUAAUUGCUGAAAGCUGCAGACUUGAAUGUUCUGAUUGGAAAAUUAGCUGUCUGAUCUCAUAGAUGAAUUACAGUUACUGUCAGCGUAAUCUGUAUGGCAGCCAGAUUAUGUCCCAAAAACCUUGUUCUUGGGCUUUUUUUGGUCUUGUUUUACAACCACCAUGGUUAUAGAAAAGCGUUCUCCUCAAUAUACUGGAUUACCAAGUAGACAGAUCUGUAAUAAUCAGACUGGUCAGCGGAAAGAGAUUAUUUACAAAAGUGCUGUUAUUUUUUUUAUGAGCCUUUUGAUGCGUCAGCUGACUAUGAUGAUGAAUCCGUUCCACCACGAACCCUUUGAAUGCUUCAGGGCUAUAUUUUAUUUCUGGUGCCUUCUAGUGGUAGCUAAUAGUCACAUCCAGGGAAAGGUUUUGAGAUUCUUCUGUCCAGCAAACAAGAGCUCAUCUAGAAUUUUAACCUUUUUUGCGUAUGCGUUUCCUGGACUAAUGUAACAAAAUGGUUUUCCGGAUCAACCGGUGGUUCCUGCCACGCUCCUUUGGGGCUCCUUGCACAAACAAUGUGCACACGUUGUAGCUGUUAUCUUGAACUAUUGUCUUUUUUUCUAACUAACUGUACUUAAUAGUUUGUAACACAAAUAGUGUAUUUAAAGUGAUGUUGCCUUGUCAAUACAUCACCAGCUGGGGUCAUUUGUUCACUGUUCACAGCCACAAGUCUUAAACAGGCUGAUAGUUGGACCAUCUUUCUACUCACGGAGUGCGUUAAGCCUGUAGCAAAGUGUGUGUGUGAGGAAAUUACACCUUAAGUGUGUUGUCCUCAUGACCUUUAUGUGCCUUCUGUGAGUGUGGUCUCUUUAUGUGAGUGUGGUCGAUUUGAUGAAGCUCCGUUACUUCCAAGCUGGAAAUAAUCUUGACCUAAUUUGAACGAUAUUUAACCUGGUGAGUUGAGCACUUCGACAACAUCAGCCAUGUUACUUUAAUGUUACUUCCUCUGGGGGCCGUUGUUAUCAUUUAUACCAAAUUUGAUCGUUUUGUGCGUUGUUUUGUGUGUGUUGUUAAGAAGAAAGUCUCCAUAUAUCUGCUGUGAACACAACGUUCUCAAUGUAUUUUGAUGGAUUAUAAUGUUAUGACGUUCAUGUACUCAGAAAUGGCAGAACUUUAAUGUUGCAGUAUGUUUCAACGUGU
Gasterosteus aculeatus aculeatus (three-spined stickleback) is the source of this 3502-nucleotide messenger RNA. RefSeq names its product Y+L amino acid transporter 2. Gene Ontology annotation, biological process: amino acid transmembrane transport. NCBI's taxonomy places the organism in Eukaryota, Metazoa, Chordata, Actinopteri, Perciformes, Gasterosteidae. Gene Ontology annotation, cellular component: membrane. Gene Ontology annotation, molecular function: L-amino acid transmembrane transporter activity; basic amino acid transmembrane transporter activity. The record is from RefSeq and is a predicted model, not a curated record.